CUAACUUGUGUGUUUUAGUCUCCUGUGUGAAUCAGAACCAUCUUCUAUCAAAAGCACUGUUAUGAACGUUGCUAUAUCAAGCGUUUACAAGUAAACUGGCCAAUAAUGCCCCCUAUAGGCUGCAUACAUCAUAAAGACUGUCUUAUUUCAAAUAUUAACAAUUAUAAAGUUGACAAUUUUUCUUAGUUAAUUGUAAAUUGUUGUUAUAUGCUUAUGACUUGUGAAUGUAAUGUUCAGUUAACUGAAAUAAACCAAGCUUGAUGCAGCCUUCUAUUUGUGUAAACGUACAAUGUCUCAUACCCAUGGACCAGCUACUGCUCCCUACCUCAUUGGAAGGCGGGGCUUGCAAUUUGUUUCCACAUUACAGUAAAAACUGAUCCGUCUUGUAAACGUCUGUGUUAGGUCUGGUUGUACAGAAAUGUUCAAUAUGGACCUCUGCUUUCUGUAUCUCUGUCUAUUAUUUUGUCACUUCGGUGGUGUGCUGGGUGUUGAGACGUUGUUUGUGAAACAGGGAGAUACAGUUAUUCUUCACACAGGUGUUACUGCAUUACAGCCAUAUGAACAUUUAAUUUGGAGGUUUGGACCUAAAAACAUCAUCAUUGCUGAACUCCCUGUUCAUCAGACUUUUAUAUUUGAUAAUAACGGAUUUGGCUACAAUCUGGGACUGAACGAAGAGACCGGAUCUCUAACCAUCUACAGCAUCAACACAGAUUACUCUGGAGUAUAUACAGUAGACAUCACCAUCCCAAAACUACACAAGAGCAUCAUCAAUAAUGUCUUAAAUAAGAGUUUCAACGUUAUUGUUUCUGAUCCUCUACCUGUUCCUGUCAUCAUCAGAAACUCGUCACAAUGUUCAUCAUCAUCAUCAUCAGAAAGAUCAUCAAGCUCAAAAUGUGUGUUGUUGUGUUCAGUGAUGAAUAUAACAGAUGUGAGUCUCUCCUGGUACAAAGGAAACAGUUUAUUGUCCAGCAUCAGUGUGUCUAAACCAAAACCUACCGCUAGUCCAGAUGCAGAUGGGGAAUAUAUUCGAAAAAGGUCCUACGAUGUGAUGGCGAAUCCAAAGAGCGUCUUGGCUAACACCUCCGCGUCUCUUCCUCUGGAGGUGGAAUAUAAGGAUACAAGCACAUACAGCUGUGUGGUGUCCAAUUCAACCAGCAAACAGACUCAACAUCUUAACAUUGCACAGAUCUGUCAGCAAUGUCCAGGACCCAUGCCACCUUUAUAUCUUUUAGCACUGAUACCAGUUGUUCUGGGGUUGUUUUUGAUUGGGAUGUUUCUCUGCUGGAAGAAUCUGUUUCGAAACAUCUCACAGUGUACUGAAAUGGUGUCCAGUAAACACGUACUGUUCAGAAUAGCUCAAUCUUUCAUUGAGUUGUCAGUAUCUGUCCAGGCUGGUGAAUAA
Messenger RNA from Misgurnus anguillicaudatus (oriental weatherfish), 1402 nucleotides. The record is from RefSeq and is a predicted model, not a curated record. Lineage: Eukaryota; Metazoa; Chordata; Actinopteri; Cypriniformes; Cobitidae.